Molecule: messenger RNA, 5140 nt
Organism: Grus americana (Whooping crane)
Lineage: Eukaryota; Metazoa; Chordata; Aves; Gruiformes; Gruidae
Gene: SPTLC1
Product: serine palmitoyltransferase long chain base subunit 1
Exons: 15
Coding region: 64-1488 (474 amino acids)
Biological process (GO): sphingosine biosynthetic process; ceramide biosynthetic process
Cellular component (GO): endoplasmic reticulum
Molecular function (GO): serine C-palmitoyltransferase activity; pyridoxal phosphate binding
Source: RefSeq, a predicted model, not a curated record
GCCGGCGUACGGCGGCGGUGACGCCCGGGCGGGCUGCAGAGGCGGAAGCGGCCGGGCGCGGCGAUGGCGGCGGGCAUGGGGCAGCAGUGGGUGUUGGUGGAGAUGGUGCAGGCCUUCUAUGAGGCUCCUGCUUACCAUCUCAUUUUGGAAGGAAUUUUAAUUCUAUGGAUAAUCAGACUUCUUUUCUCCAAGACAUAUAAGCUUCAAGAGCGAUCUGAUCUAACACCUAAGGAAAAAGAAGAGUUGAUUGAAGAAUGGCAGCCAGAGCCUCUGGUACCUCCUGUACCAAAAGAUCAUCCAGCUCUCAACUACAACAUUGUUUCAGGUCCUCCCACCCAUAUAAUCACUGUUAAUGGCAAGGAAUGUAUAAACUUUGCAUCGUUUAACUUUCUUGGACUUUUGGAUAAUGAAAAGGUUAAGAGUGCAGCCCAGGCAUCUCUGAAGAAAUAUGGUGUUGGCACUUGCGGACCUAGAGGAUUCUAUGGUACUUUUGAUGUGCAUUUAGAAUUAGAAGAACGACUAGCAAAAUUCAUGAGGACAGAGGAAGCUAUCAUAUACUCAUAUGGAUUUGCAACAAUUGCCAGUGCUAUUCCUGCAUAUUCAAAAAGAGGGGACAUUGUGUUUGUAGAUGAAGCUGCCUGCUUUGCUAUUCAGAAGGGAUUACAAGCAUCUCGUAGUAACAUCAAGUUAUUUAAGCAUAACGAUAUGGCUGACCUUGAACGACUGUUGAAAGAACAAGAGACUGAAGAUCAAAAGAAUCCUCGCAAGGCCCGUGUAACUCGAAGGUUUAUUGUAGUGGAAGGAUUGUAUAUGAACACAGGAGACAUUUGCCCUCUUCCAGAAUUGAUAAAAUUGAAGUAUAAAUACAAAGUUAGAAUAUUUUUGGAGGAGAGCCUUUCCUUUGGAGUUCUUGGAGAACAUGGAAGAGGAGUUACUGAACACUUUGGAAUAAAUAUUGAUGAUAUAGAUCUUAUUAGUGCAAACAUGGAAAAUUCACUGGCUUCUAUUGGAGGAUUUUGCUGUGGAAGAUCUUUUAUUAUUGACCAUCAGCGAUUGUCUGGUCAAGGUUACUGCUUUUCUGCAUCCCUACCUCCUUUGUUAGCUGCUGCUGCUAUUGAGGCUCUGAAUAUUAUGGAAGAUAAUCCAGACAUUUUUCAGACUCUCCGGGCUAAAUGUGAACGGAUUCACAAAGCUUUACAGGGGAUUUCUGGCUUAAAAGUAGUGGGAGAAUCUUUUUCUCCAGCAUUGCACCUACAGUUGGAAGAGAGCUGUGGAUCUCGAGAAGAUGAUGUGAAGCUACUUAAAAGAGUUGUGGAUUACUGCAUGAAUAGUGGUAUCGCAUUAACUCAGGCCCGCUAUCUGGAAAAGGAAGAAAAAUGUCUUCCUCCACCCAGUAUUCGGGUAGUGGUAACAGUGGAACAAACAGAACAAGAACUGGACAAAGCUGCAUCAAUUCUUAAGGAAGCUGCACAGUCUGUAUUGAAUUAGACUGCUGUUUGGAUUCCUCUCUCCUCAAAUUAUCAGGAUAAGUGUUUUACACACUGUACAGUGACUUUACUUCAGAUAUUCAAGUUCUUCCACUUCAUGGCAUUGAAACCUGACUAACGAGAUUGUUCUAGAAUGGUACAAAUGCAGUGAGAGGAAGAAUAUUGAAUUUUGGAACUGGUGAAUGACACAAUGUAUUUGCAAUUCAAACUCUACCAUUUACUAGGAUUCCUUAAAAUGGGAUAUCAUUGUUGCAUACAGGACUCUUUCAUAAGUUGCAUCUUAAAAAGUCCUAAAUUUAUUUCUUCAAACCCUUAAACAUUUUCAGAAAUGUAUAUGAACAUUGUUUUCCCCCCAAACAUGUAAAAUGUAGUUUUCUCUACAUACUCUCAGAAUGUAGGAACUUCAAAUAAAUUUCAAGGAAUUACUCCCACCCCUAAAUGAAGAUAGACUGUUCCUAGUACUGCCAAAAGGGAGAAAAUAACACAUUAAGAGAUAACUUUGUGCUAUAUUACAUCAUUUAUUAUUGAAUUAUAGGAAGAACUUAAAUUGUUUUUUGCUUAUAUCUUUCUCUAACCAUUUUUGGAAGAGAGUUUUUAAGAAUGCCUGGCUAGAGAAUUCCAUUAUCUAAAUGGUAAAUUCAUAAUAAAUACUAUUUGCUUUCAUAUGUAAUUAUAUGCAUGUUUCAUAUUACGGGUGAGGUUUUUCAUAUUAUUAACUCUAAAACAUCUAAACUGAAAACUCUGAAUUGUGAAACUGAUGUGAUUCCGUUAUAAUAUGUUCAGUUGGGGUGGCUUUGCACUAGUCUUGAAGAGGAAUCUUAACCAACAUGAAGAAUGAACCAAGGUUUUGAAACAGCAACUAAAUACUAGCUUAGUCAAACUGCUUUGAAGCACUAAAAUCAUGUGUGCCAAAAUUUCUCUCUAAACGGCUCUACCUUAGAGAGCAAGACUCACAGCUAAUAAGCAUGUAGAUGGUGCAGAUACUAUUGAAAUACAACUCAAUUCAUGCACAUAAAACCCCUAUGUAACUGGAUAGUAAUAUUUGGAGGUUAUGCUGUCAGGAUUUGCAGUAAGCACAGAUGGACACAUUACACCAGUCAGAGGAAACUGAUAAGGGAGGAUGACAGUAAGCUGUACUUUUUUAUAAAAAAACCCUAUAGCUAUGUAUUUCACAAUUUUGCUUUAAGAAUGCUCAUUUAAAUAUUUUAUGUUCUGCCUGAUCUGUAUUCUGGGUUGCUUUGUACUUACGUGCCUUUUCGAUUGCUGCUACAGGGACUGCAGGACUGGUUUUGAGAAACAUUGUUUAAAUAAAAAGUUAGUCAUGUUUCAUUCAGAUUUUCACUUAUCAUAUAAUUAGAUUUUGUAGCAUCAUCAGCUGUAUUUUGUUGAAUAUUCUGCAUUAGAUGAACAUAGUCUAUCUUGCCUCCCAUAGUGACUGUCUCUGCACUGACUUUCAAACCUUCUCACCAGCUAAAGUUGUGUUGGGACACUUUUGCGAUUGUUGCUUGACUAUUUGAAAUAGUCAAAUCAUUACCUGUGCAAUGCAGAGAAACCUUCAUCCCAAUGUGAAAGAGUAUUCCUGGUUCGCUCACAUUUACUUUUUUCUCUAUUAACUGUAAGUAAAAGCCUGUGAGAAGCCAACAAUUUAAUAGAGCAAAAAUGUGGGGAAGGAAGCUGAUUCCCAUUUUACAGACUGGAACCAAAGUGCAGAACAAUCACCCUUCCCAAGACCCUCGGAGAUGUGAGAAAUGGAAAUGAAAACAUCACUAUACUUUAGGCUUGUGAGCCAUUUUUGAUUUUAUAAUUGAAACCUGAACGUUCAAGUAAACUCAAGCCUUUGAUGUAUGAGCUGAGAACAAAUGACGUACUUGGAUUCCAAUGCAGCAUAAUAAAUGGGCUUGGAGUUCAAGGUAAACCUGUGAAGGUAAGCAAAUCACAAAUUAGCAGUGAAAUAAUAGGUUGCAGAAUCUAUACUCAAUUCUUGUGUUUUGUUUUAGGUUGUCUGCAAAUGGAGGAAUUUUUUUUGUUGUGCUUUUGAGGACUAGCAACAAUCUUUAGAUACACGGGUUUGUUUUGUUGGUUUUGGUUUUUUGCUUUAAAAUGAAGCAAUAACACCUAAAUUAGUAGGAAGCAGAGUGGAAUUUCUGGCAAUUUCAAAGUUGUGACUAAGUAGUUCUGAUGAAACAAAAGUUCAAAUAUAUUGUUAAGAGAUACAGUCAUCUGAUUCAUUUGGCAAACACAUGCUUAUCAUUAAAACACUGGUAAAACUGCCUUUGUCCAUUUUUCUUGUUUACAAGUGUAUAGAACAGAAGUAUUUAGGUCACGCUGAAGUGAACACCUUAUGGUUGAUAGCACUUGAAGUACUGUUAUAACGUGUGUUUUACUGACAGGUUAUAUACAUGGUCUCUCUGAGAAAUUAAUAUGCUUAUGAGAUGUGGCUGGUGGAGAGAGAGAUCGCUGGUCAGUUUACAUGUCUGACCCUCUUCAUUUUGCCUUUUUUGAUAAAUGUCUCUGACAUGUCAAGCGGAUGAAGGGAAGAGUGGCUCUGGGGAAAAAAGUUGGUUGGGAUUAGGAAGACAGCAGGUGAUUCUGGUUAAACUUUUGACAUUAAAAAAUCAGAAGCCUAUUAAGGUGCUUAAGUUCUCAGUGCUCUAGGCUGAUAAAUGUAUGAACAAGCCUGUUUUAGUUGCUUUGUGGUUAUGUUUGGAUGAAGCAGGGCUUUCAUCCAUUUCUUCAGAUGUGGAAGCGAGGCUGGGGUCUUAGUAAAUAAAUGGAAAGUUAUUUAGCAGGAUACUGUGAGGUGAAUCAAACAAUAAGGGCCUUAUCCUGAACUUCAGAGUUUCUGUUGAAAAUAAAUAUCUGGAUUCUUAAUUUUAAUUAAACUAGUUUAUGUGUUUUGCCCUACCAAGUACUUGGAACGGACUUUCAGCGAAGUGGAAGCAUCAGGUUAAUAAACAGUGAUCAAAAAUGAAUGUUGGUGGUUUGGGGUUUUUUAUUACUGAACAUUAGUAGUUGAGAAGGAAUGCAUUUAACUGUAAUAAGGUGACCAUUUAUUGAAAUUGUCCUGAUGAAAGCAAUUGUUUGCAAUAUGUGGGGACUGGGAUAGACUGGAAAGAAUUUAUACUUUGAAGAUAUUUUGGCUUGAAGAAACGUGUCUACGUUAUAUAUAUAUAUGUAUAUAUUCCUUUUUUAAACAACAGAGAAAUCUAUUUUCCCUGAAUAUUUAAAAAUAUAGGUUCAUUGUUUCUACAGGAAAAUCUACAGAUUCCUUUUCUGUUUAUAAUAGUAAUUAUUUUUGGAUAGGAGGUGAAAUGCAUAAGGAGAAUAUUAAGAAAGAAAGAGGUAUGGCUGAAUAACUUUGAUAUUUUUUUUCCCCCACUUUUGAAAUACAAUCCCAGUCACUGCACAGAAUGGUGUACUGUCUUCUUUCUGUCACUCCAUCUGGACUUUAUUAUUUUAAACAGAGUUGCAGAGUGUUGGCAUUCACUGAUCUAGGAAGUUGCUACCACAAAAGUGUCUUGCAUCUUAAGAUGAGUCGAGAAAUGUACAUGAGCUGUAAAUGCUGCUUAAACAAAGGAAAUAUUUACAACUAACACAGAGCAUUUGUACAUUAAACUGGUUCAGUGUCCUAAUAAAAAGAAGUGUCUGGAUAA